AAAUGUGUUCAAGUAUAGAAUCUUCAAUUGCAUGUUUUUAUUUUCAAUGGAAAAUCAAAACGCCGCGCCGCUUUGUAUUUACUGUUCUUGAAUCGAUUCGAAUGGAUCGAUAUUUACCGUUGUGCGCUCACAAUCGAGUCUGGUGCGCAGCGGCGCAUUCACUAUCACUAGUUUGGGUUUCCCUUUGCUGAAGCUGCGGCCAUGACACUCGAUCGUGUGCGUCCCGUGCGUUUGACACGCUCUAAAACAAAAGAAAACAACGAAACCGCCCAACAGAACCGUCAGCAGUUGUAUAUUUUGUGACGUCGGCGCGGCGGAAGCGGUCAGGUCUCGUAUAAACUGGAACAAGCGCUCAAUUUGUGGGGAGAAUCGAGUAUGGGAGUGUCAUGCCCUGAGCGUCAAGGUUGCUCGGCGGAGCGUAUCUGGUACGCGGCAUGUACCACACUUGGAAUACCUGAAGCGGACGACCCAUGGAAGAAAAUCGUAGAAGCUUCACCACCGGAUUCCAUAUGGCAUUCCCUAAGAAACUGCGUUGCCUAUCAGGCGGGGGUCUGGCAGAACUUGAUCACAAAGGGCAUCGAUGACGUCAUGCAGCCGGCCGCCUUCAAACUGGCAAUCGUACUGCGACACACACCCACCGAAGACUGCGCUAAAUUAAUGUCCGAGCUCCUGAAAACGCAUCCGGUAUCUGUGCAAGAAGAGCUGACAUCGUACUGCGUGUCGCUGCUGACGGACGACGAGGCGCGGCGCUGCGCCUGCUGGCAAAGCGGCCCGUCCGGCCCCCCCGCCCCCCUGCGUGACCUGCUGCUCUACGGGGACCUGGAGCUGGCGAUUUUGGCCGCUUCUCGCGAAGAAUACGAUGCUCAUGCGAAGCUAGUGCGGGCGGAGUACUCGAAGCUCACCCAGGACAACUACGUCGAACUACGAAUUAAGGUGCUGAACCAGUUCUCUCAGAUCCCGAAGCUGUUCCACUCGCCCGAGUUCGCGUGCUUCGAGCCGGCCGCGCGCGAGAACAUCGAGCGCGAAAUCUGUACUCUCAGAGAACACCUGCUCACGGGCAGAAAAGAUUAAAACUGAAUUCGUUUACUCUUUGACCACCGUUUCAUAUUUCAUAGUGUGGCGAUGUUGUGUAUCAAAAUCGAUAAUAUGUUUUCGAUUAAUGAAAUUUCAAAAAUUGUUGUCAAGUACUUCGCAUAUGUACAAAUUGAUUUAAUUGAUUUUCUCUUUUGCGAAAAUGACAUCUUACGAUCUUACAUUCGUAUAAUAUGUUUGUAAAAAAAAACGUUAUAAGUUUUUGAAGGAUACUUUGAGUAAAACAUCCAGAUAAAAAAUUCCGCCUACUACAAUACUCUAGGGACCUUCAACUUCACUACCACAGAUACAUGUGCGGUUAAUAACUCGCAGCCCUGGAACUUAAACUUUUGAGUCUGUGUUUUUAGAAACAAGCUCUAAAUGGAAAUUUUCAUUUCACUGUGUUUCACAUUCCACAAUAUUUAAAAACUGUUUACUCAUUCCCAACGAACGUUUAUUAUAUUAACAAAAAAACCAUGACUCUUCGUAAUAGUUUUUAAUAUGAGUAUAUAAUCUCUGUACUGUAGUGACUACCUACAAUAGCCAUUUAGAAGCGGAUGUUGUAUAGCAUCUGCAACUAGACACGUUGGAGCUGUCCAGCCGCCACGGACUAUUUGCGACCACAGUCGUCCACGUGUACACAUGACAACUACGUAGGUACUUACACCAUUUACUUUUAGCAGCUACUUGUGUGUAUCUAAAUGUGAAUCUUUCCUAUAUUAUUUACUUCACAGAUGUUUAAUACAACUUAAUGUAGUUUUAAAUCAAUAUUUUUAUAAUCUCUUAUAUUAAUAUAAUAUGCAUUAGGUACAAUAUUUUAUGUGGAUCAUUAGUUUCAGCGGCAAAAAUCUAUAUUAUUUAAGGAAAUUGAUGUAAAAUUAUGAUUUUGAAAAAUCAAUUUUGCUUUGAUGUGUGAUGAUGUGCUAUUAUUUGUAAACAUAUAAUCACUAGUCCCGAUAAAUUUAUAAUUAUAUUUGAAUAAUAUAUUUUACAUUCGUACUAUAAUCUAACAAUAUAGCGCAGAUUGUGGCAGGGCUGAUACUUAUGUUUGCAAAAUAAUUGCAAAAUCAUAUUACUUGCAUUGUUCUCAUUAGUACGGGAGAGCGAUGAAUACGUCGUCAAUGAAAUUAAUCAUAAUCGACUCAUUUUUUAAAUCGUUUUAAUGAAUUUAAAGCUUUUGUGCACCGUCUAGUGUUAGGUCGAUGUUACAAUAUACCAAUAAAGGAUUAAGUACCGCAAA
Molecule: messenger RNA, 2311 nt
Organism: Bombyx mandarina (wild silkworm)
Lineage: Eukaryota; Metazoa; Arthropoda; Insecta; Lepidoptera; Bombycidae
Source: RefSeq, a predicted model, not a curated record